Puma concolor (puma) is the source of this 4353-nucleotide messenger RNA. The record is from RefSeq and is a predicted model, not a curated record. NCBI's taxonomy places the organism in Eukaryota, Metazoa, Chordata, Mammalia, Carnivora, Felidae.
AUGUCUCCACUUCUGAAAAGCAUCUUGGAUAUCACUGAAAUUUUCAAUCAAUAUGCCUUACAUGAUUGUGAUGGGGCAGCACUAAGCAAGAAAGAUCUGAAGAACCUCCUUGAAAGGGAAUUUGGAGAUGUCCUUCGGAGGCCACAUGACCCUGAGACAGUAGAUCUGAUCCUGGAACUUCUGGAUCGCGACUGUAACGGGCUUGUCGAUUUCAAUGAAUUCCUCCUGUUCGUUUUCAAGGUGGCUCAAGCUUGUUAUUACGCUCUCAGCCAGGUUUCCGGGCUGGAUGAGAAGGGGGUCAGGUGUGAGGGAAAGGAGAACCCGUUACAAGAUCCCAGGCAAGAAGACCAGAGAUUUGAGCCCCGGGACAGACAACUGGAAGAACACAGGCAGAAAAGGCAGGAACUGGAGAGGGAGCUCGCAGAGGAAGACAAGCAGCGGCUGCAGAGGCGACAACCGGAAGAGCGCCUGGAGGAGGAAGAGCAGCUGAAGAGGCGCAAGGGUCGGGAGCCUGAGGAAUUUCCUGACCGAAAGCAAAGGCAAGAGAGGCGGGAGCAGCGCGAGCUCCGGGAAAAAGAGGAGCAGUUGCAAAGGCAGAAGCGGGAGCAGGAGGAGCCGCGGUUGCAGCAGGAGCUGAGGCGCGAGGAGCAGGAGAGACGCGAGCAGAUAGAGAGGCGCCAGCAGCAGCUUAGGCGCGGGGAGCCGCGCUUAGAGCAGGAGCUGAGGCGCGAGCAAGAGAGGCGCGAGCAGCAGGAGAGACGCGAGCAGGAACUGAGGCGCGAGCAGAGGCUGAGGCGCGAGGAGCAGGAGAGACGCGAGCAGAUAGAGAGGCGCGAGCAGCAGCUUAGGCGCGGGGAGCCGCGCUUAGAGCAGGAGCUAAGGCGCGAGCAAGAGAGGCGCGAGGAGCAGGAGAGACGCGAGGAGGAGCUGAGGAGCGAGGAGUUGCUCUUUGAUCAGGAGCUGAGGCGCGAACAGAAGAGGCGUGAGCAGGAGCUGAGACGCGAGCAGAGGCUGAGGCGUGAGGAGCCGCGCUUAGAGCAGGAGUUGAGGCGCGAGCAGGAGAGACGCGAGCAAGAGCUGAGGCGCGAGGAGUUGCCCUUUGAACAGGAGCUGAGGCGCGAGCAGGAGAGGCGCGAGCAGGAGCUGAGACGCGAGCAGCGGCUGAGGCACAAGCAGCGGCUGCAGAGGCGACAACCGGAAGAGCGCCUGGAGGAGGAAGAGCAGCUGAAGAGGCGCAAGGGUCGGGAGCCUGAGGAAUUUCCUGACCGAAAGCAAAGGCAAGAGAGGCGGGAGCAGCGCGAGCUCCGGGAAAAAGAGGAGCAGUUGCAAAGGCAGAAGCGGGAGCAGGAGGAGCCGCGGUUGCAGCAGGAGCUGAGGCGCGAGGAGCAGGAGAGACGCGAGCAGAUAGAGAGGCGCGAGCAGGAGCUGAGGCGCGAGGAGCCGCGCUUAGAGCAGGAGCUGAGGCGCGAGCAAGAGAGGCGCGAGCAGCAGGAGAGACGCGAGCAGGAACUGAGGCGCGAGCAGAGGCUGAGGCGCGAGGAGCAGGAGAGACGCGAGCAGAUAGAGAGGCGCGAGCAGCAGCUUAGGCGCGGGGAGCCGCGCUUAGAGCAGGAGCUAAGGCGCGAGCAAGAGAGGCGCGAGGAGCAGGAGAGACGCGAGGAGGAGCUGAGGAGCGAGGAGUUGCUCUUUGAUCAGGAGCUGAGGCGCGAACAGAAGAGGCGUGAGCAGGAGCUGAGACGCGAGCAGAGGCUGAGGCGUGAGGAGCCGCGCUUAGAGCAGGAGUUGAGGCGCGAGCAGGAGAGACGCGAGCAAGAGCUGAGGCGCGAGGAGCGCGAGGAGCCGCGCUUGGAGCAGGAGCUCAGGCGCGAGCAAGAGCUCAGGCGCGAGGAGACGCGCUUGAAGCAGGAACUCAGGCGUGAGCAGGAGGAGAGGCGUGAGCAGGAGGAGAGGCGCGAGCAGGAGCUGAGGCGCGAGCAGGAGGAGAGGCGCGAGCAGGAGCUGAGGCGCGAGCAGCAGGACAGACGCGAGCAGGAGCUGAGGCGGGAGCAGGAGGAGAGGCUCCAGCAGGAGCUGAGGCACGAGCAGCAGCCUGCUGAGGAGGAGGUGGAGGCCCGUGAGCGGGGCAAGAGCCGCACCUCAAAGUGGCAGUGGCAGCUAGAAAGCGAGGCCGACGCCCGUCAGAGCAAGGUCUACUCCAGGCCCCGCAGGCAGGAGCAGCAGAGGCAACGCCAGGAACGCGAAGAAAAGAGGCAGCGCCUGGAGCUCGAGCGGCAACUGCGGGAGGAGGACGAGCAGGCACGCCUGCAGGAGGAGGAAGAGCAGCGCCGAGACUUCAAAUGGCAGUGGCAGGCGGAGGAAGAGAGCGAGAGGCGCCGCCAGAGGUUCUCCGCCCGGCCCCAGUUGCGGGAGCAGCAGGAGAGGCAGCUGAGGGCGGAGGAACUGCAGGAUGGGGAACUGCUGCGUGAGGAGGAAGAGCAGCGCCGCCAACGACUCGAGAGGGAGCGGGAGCAGCAGAUCCUCGAGGAGGAGAAGCAGCUCCGAUUGGAGCAGAGCCUCCAAGAGGAUCAGGAGAGGAAGCUACGCCGGGAGGAGCAGCGCCGUGACCAAAAAUGGAGGUGGCAACCAGAAGAGGAAAGCCAGAGACGCCGCCACACAGUCUACGCCAAGCCAACUCAACGAGAGCCGCUGAGGGAGGAAGAGCAGCUGCAGCGAGAGGAACUCAAGACGAGGAGGCGCCAGGAGCUGGAGAGACAAUAUCGGGAGGAAGAGCCGCUGAGGGAGGAAGAGCAGCUGCUAAGAGAUCGGAGGCGCCAGCAGCGCGGCAGGCAGUAUCUGGAAGAGGAAGAGCUGCAGCGCCUGGACAGAAAGAGGCAAUUCCAGGAUGAGGAUCAGAGCCGCGAUCUGAAAUGGCAGUGGCAACCAGAAAAAGAAAAUGAAGUUCGUAAUCACAGGGUUUACUCCAAACGCAAAGUGAACGAAGAAAGGAUCCGGCAAUUCGAAGAUUCCCAGGUUCGAGAUAGACCAUUCCGGCAGAAUCGGUGGCUCCUGCAGGAUGAACGGGAUGAGGAGAGAGCGCGAGAGAAACAGAGGACCCGGCAGCAGCGCGACAUGCAAUUCCCAGCUGAGGAACUGCUGGAGCGAGAAGAGCAAAAGGAAGCCAAAAGGCGAAACAGGAAGUUCGGCGAGGAGGAACAGCAGCAGCGCCGCCGGGAACGUGAGCAACAGCUUCGCCAGGAGCGCGACAGAAGGUUCCGUGAGGAGGAACAGCUCCUGCAGCAAAGGGAAGAACAGCUGCGCCGCCGGGAGCGCGACAGAAAGUUCCGCGAGGAGGAACAGCUCCUGCAGGAAAGGGAAGAACAGCUGCGCCGCCAGGAGCGCGACAGAAAGUUCCGCGAGGAGGAAUUGCUGCGCCGCCAGGAGCGCGACAGAAAGUUCCGCGAGGAGGAANNNNAGCUGCGCCGCCAGGAGCGUGACAGAAAGUUCCGCGAGGAGGAAUUGAUGCGCCGCCAGGAGCGCCACAGAAACUUCCGUGAGGAGGAACAGCUCCUGCAGGAAAGGGAAGAACAGCUGCGCCGCCAGGAGCGCGACAGAAACUUCCGUGAGGAGGAACAGCUCCUGCAGGAAAGGGAACAGCUGCGUCGCCAGGAGCGCGACAGAAAGUUCCAACAGCUCCUGCAGGAAAGGGAAGAACAGCUGCGCCGCCAAGAGCGCGACAGAAAGUUCCUCGAGGAGGAAUUGCUGCGUCGCCAGGAGCGCGACAGAAACUUCCGUGAGGAGGAACAGCUCCUGCAGGAAAGGGAAGAAGAGCUGCGCCUCCAGGAGCGCGACAGAAAGUUCCUCGAGGAGGAAGACUUGCGCCGCCAGGAACGCGACAGAAAGUUCCGGGAGGGGGAACAGAGGCUGCGCCGCCGCCGAGGACUAGAUGGUACCCUCUCUCAGGAGGAGCAACUGAAGGGUGCUGAACAAGAGCAAGAGCAGAGCGUCCAGCAGGAGAGAGAAGAAAAGCGACACCGACAGGAGCAGGACAGGCAGUUCCUCGAGGAAGAAGAGCAACUGCCACGCGAAGAGCAGGAAGAGCUGAGGCGCCGGCAGGAGCGAGGCCAGCAGUACCGCGUGGAGGAGCAGUUUGCCAGGGAGAAGAGGCGCCGUCAGGAACAAGAACUGCGGCAAGAAGAGCAAAGACGCCGCCAGCGGGAGGAGGAACGAAGGCACCGCGGGCAAGUCUGGGAAGACGGAGACAGGGGCCGUCGGCAGACUCUGGAGCCAGGCAAGAGUCAGUUUGCCAGUGUCCCGGUGCGCUCCAGCCCUCUCUAUGAAUAUAUCCAAGAGCAGAGAUCUCAGUACCGCCCUUAA